AUGGCGUCAUCGCCGGCCAGGUCGGCCGGUGAAGGCACAUCAGUCUCCUCCGUGGCAGGUGCUUCUCCUUCCACUGGGUUGCUGGGAAUACCCCCCGCCGCCAGUCGAGGGCCAGUCCUCACGGGGAUCUCCGAUCUGGGUUGUUGGUUGCGCCCUCCCCGUCUGCCUCUCAUCCCCCCGCCCAAAACCCCUCGUUGUCCCCGCCCAGCCGCUCCCGCCGUUUCAGCCGCUCCGUUGCCACCGCGGCCCGCCGGCAUCCACGGCGUGCGGCCUCCCCGUGGUGGUCCCCAGGUUAUCGCUCCCAGCCGUGCCGACCUCCUGGUCCCUACAGCCUCUACCGCUACGUUCGGGCCUGUUGCUGCCGCUGUCGUAUCUGUCACUGCCGGGCCCCAUUGGUGGCGCGGACUUGGUUUCCCGGCGCCUGCGUCGGCGCGGCCUGCGUCGUUGUCUGCGCGGUGGAGGUCGCCACAGCCGCUUCGACGUGAGAUGGCGGCGGACGUGCUGGCCCUUGUGGCGACUGCCCUUGCAGCAGCCAGCCCAGGAGGGGUCCCGGGACGCCAGGUCCCAGCCCUGCUCCAGGCCGCCUCGGUGCUGGCUGGGCGCGGAGCUUCUUCCCGCGAGCGGCGCAAGAGGCAACGCCAGUCCCGGGAACCGGUCUACCACUCCCCGCCCGGCCGUGUCCCUGCAUGUUUACGCCCCCGGCACCAGCAGAGGUUCCGGCGGACUCAGCGGCAGGCGGCGCCGUCUCUUCGUUCGGGGGUAGUUGCUGUCGCCUCCCUGCCUCAACCACGACCGCAGCAACCUCAGCCGUCCCCAGCGGUGACGGGGAUGCAGCCGACUCCGGUACCAUUUGACACUCCUCCGCGGUCCCACCCCCCCCCUCAGGUAGCAGCGGUUCAGGCGGUCGCACCACAGCCGGCGAGGUUAAGCCGCAGUCAGAGGCGGCAGCAGUCUCGGCAGCGGACACUCCCCACACCGUCCCAGCCGUUUGUGUCCCCUCCUGCGCCAUCCUCGUCCCCUCAGCCGCAGCAGCUGCGUCAGUCUCCUCCAGCAGCGCCGCACCCUCGGCCUCAGCAGCAUCAGCAGCCGCCGCCAAACCAGUUUCCGCUGCCCCAGCCCCAGCUGCAUCAGCCGCCAGCUCCCCAAGUGCAGCCGUUCCCUCCCAUCCCGCGAGCCCCUCGUGCUGCCGCUGCUCCUGUUGCUGCGACGCCACUCCACAUCGAGCAGCACGUAAUGCACGUGGGGACGUGUCUGACUUUGCUGUCGUACGUCCUGGACCAGCUCCAUAUGUGUUUGGCGCGCCAGAGUCUCGCCGUUGGGGGGAUGGUACCGUCGGAGCAGUCGGCGGCAGUGGCAGCAGCAACGGAGAUGCUGCAUUAUCUCCCCUUGAUCGGUCUUGUCCCUGGCGCACCUGGUGCAGCGCUCGGGCCCGGGCCUGGGGCAAUGAUGCGGCUUGCAGAGUCCACUCAGCAGGCCCCCCUUGGCCUUGUAUCAGCAGCCGCAUCCGUCCUGCGUUGGAUGGACGGGAGGCUGUGCUGGAUACUCGCCGAGUAG
This is a messenger RNA of Closterium sp. NIES-65, 1554 nucleotides long. The record is from the annotation of a GenBank genome assembly. NCBI's taxonomy places the organism in Eukaryota, Viridiplantae, Streptophyta, Zygnematophyceae, Desmidiales, Closteriaceae.